Messenger RNA from Lottia gigantea (owl limpet), 441 nucleotides. RefSeq lists its product as hypothetical. The transcript has 5 exons. NCBI's taxonomy places the organism in Eukaryota, Metazoa, Mollusca, Gastropoda, Lottiidae. The record is from RefSeq and is a predicted model, not a curated record. The coding region runs from base 1 to 441 and encodes 146 amino acids.
AUGUCUCCAGAUAUUUUCUACUCCAUCAAUGGAUCAAACCAAUUAAAGAUAAAACUAGAAGAAAAUGACUGUUCUAUAAAUGAUGGUCUAGAAUUUGGAAUUAAAAUUAAUUCAUCCGUAGGUAUCAAUUUAACUUGUUACAGUCCAAAUGUCACUACAAAACAACUCUGUACACAAACUACUAGUCAAGUUACAACCACAGCUACAAGUCCCUUAACAACUACAAGUAUAGUAACAGAACCGUCAGGUAUAGGUUUGAUAGGAGGUAUAGCUGGUGGCGCUGUGGUAUUGAUCAUUCUGAUAUUAAUAUUGAUCAUUUGUCUUGUGAGACGUAAACGACGAAAGAAAGAUCAAUACGAUCAACCCUCCCCAUACUCCGAAGAGCUAUUAUGGAUAGCUGGCACCCAUCUCUGUAACAGAUUUUUAACUGUAGCACAAUAA